AUGGUUGUUUGGGAUCAUGGAAAGCUUAACCGUGCAGGUAAAUUGAGCGAACUGAGAGGCGCAUGUUUCUUGAGUUCGUGGCGUAGACUGAUGCGUGUUUGUAACGUGCAAUCGCACAAGCUGAUCUCCAUGGUUAGACAUGAACAAUUUGGGAAAAGGCAAGAGGAGCUGACCUUAUACGACUGGUGUAAUCCACAUAAAGGGGUUCUGGUUUUAUAUUUGUUAUUGCAAGUAGACUGCGUUGACCGAAAGAAAUGCUCGGUUUGGCUAAUCGGAACAUCCAGUACGCUGUGUUCCUUCCCUUCAAUGGUGACCUUAUCAAAUGAAAUAAAUUUAGCCUGGAAGUUCUACCUCCUCGACUUCUACACUUAG
Messenger RNA from Loa loa (African eye worm), 372 nucleotides. RefSeq lists its product as hypothetical. Lineage: Eukaryota; Metazoa; Nematoda; Chromadorea; Rhabditida; Onchocercidae. Bases 1 to 372 code for a protein of 123 amino acids. The transcript is spliced from 2 exons. The record is from RefSeq and is a predicted model, not a curated record.